UUCGCGGUCUGUAAUGUCAGCAGAACAGGAGAAGGAUCCCAUUUCGCUGAAGAGAGUUCGAGGUGGUGAUAGUGGACUGGAUGGGUUAGGAGGACCAGGUGUACAACUAGGAAGCCCAGAUAAGAAAAAACGCAAGGCAAAUACACAGGGACCGUCUUUUCCUCCAUUGUCUGAGUAUGCUCCACCACCGAAUCCAAACUCUGACCAUCUAGUGGCUGCUAAUCCGUUUGAUGACAACUAUAAUACUAUUUCCUAUAAACCAUUACCGUCGUCAAAUCCAUAUCUUGGCCCUGGUUAUCCUGGCUUUGGAGGUUAUAGCACAUUCAGAAUGCCACCUCACGUUCCGCCAAGAAUGUCUUCCCCAUACUGUGGUCCUUACGCACUCAGGAACCAGCCACACCCAUUUCCUCAGAAUCCUCUGGGCAUGGGUUUUAAUCGACCUCAUGCUUUUAACUUUGGGCCACAUGAUAAUUCAAGUUUUGGUAAUCCAUCUUAUAAUAAUGCACUAAGUCAGAAUGUCAACAUGCCUAAUCAACAUUUUAGACAAAAUCCUGCUGAAAAUUUCAAUCAGAUUCCUCCACAGAAUAUUAGCCAAGUUUCUAACCCUGAUUUGGCAUCUAAUUUUGUUCCCGGAAACAGUUCAAAUUUUACUUCUCCAUUAGAAUCUAAUCAUUCUUUUAUUCCUCCCCCAAACACUUUUGGGGGUCAAGCAAAAGCACCAGCCCCAAAACAAGACUUUACUCAAGGAGCAACCAAAAAUGCUAAUCAAAAUUCCUCUGCUCAUCCACCUCACUUGAAUAUGGAUGACACAGUGAAUCAGAGUAAUAUUGAAUUAAAAAAUGUUAAUCGAAACAAUGCAGUAAAUCAAGAGAACAGCCGUUCAAGUAGCACUGAAGCAACAAACAAUAACCAUGCAAAUGGGACGCAGAAUAAGCCACGACAACCAAGAGGUGCAGCCGAUGCCUGCACCACUGAGAAAAGCAAUAAAUCUUCUCUUCACCCAAGCCGUCAUGGCCAUUCAUCUUCUGACCCAGUGUAUCCUUGUGGAAUUUGUACAAAUGAGGUAAACGAUGAUCAGGAUGCCAUCUUAUGUGAGGCCUCUUGUCAGAAAUGGUUUCAUCGGAUCUGUACUGGAAUGACUGAAACAGCCUAUGGCCUCUUAACUGCAGAAGCAUCUGCAGUGUGGGGCUGUGAUACCUGUAUGGCUGACAAAGAUGUCCAGUUAAUGCGUACUAGAGAAACUUUUGGUCCAUCUGCAGUGGGCAGUGAUGCUUAAUCACAGGUAUUACCUAAAGUGGGUUUAUUUUCCUGUGCAUUACAGAAGUUCAGUGACACAAGAUUUUAAUGUUUUACAUUAUUUUUUUAAAUGCACACACAAAAAUAUUAUUUACAUGUAAGUUUUUACUAAUAAUUCAUUUCAUUACUAGAGCAAAUUUUGUAUUGUCUUUGCCUGCUAUCUAAAAUGAGAAUCAUGUAUAUGGCGGUGCUUUAGAAACAUUUAUAAAUAUAUGUUAGUUGUUAUUUAUCACAAACAAAAGCCUCUUGAAGCUUCAAAGUAGUAUAUAACAAAUGUAGGCAAGUUUUAACUUUUAAAAGUUAAAAUCAUUGAAAAAUGGAUAUUUAGUGCUGAACUUUGGUUGUACCAUAUUAAAGAUUUAGUUCAAAAAGUUUAUCUAGGAUCCACUUAACAUGUCUUCACAACAUAAUAUAUGUAACUGUAACAUGGGGGAAAGUAUACAUUUUUAUGGAUUAAAAAAAUAAUAGUAUGACACCAGAUUUUUCCUUCACUAGGGUCUUUGGAAUUAAUUUCAUAUUUUCAAGUGAGUUUUCAGGAUAUCUGUACAGAUACGAGACAGAUCUUAGCAUAUAGUAAAUUCUCAGUAUUUGUUGAUUAACUUGUGGAUGCUACCACAUGAAAUUGCUAAUAUUAGAUCAGUUGAAAAUUGACUGCAAUUAGUAAAAUUGGCAUAACGUAUUUUUCCAGUUGUGCUAUUUGUAGUAUUAUGCUCCUGAUUUUCUUUGAUAUUGAGUUGUUUUGUUAUUGUUUAUUAUUUACCAGAGAAAUAAAUACUAUAGUAUCCAUAGAAGAAUUGUGAAUACUUUUUGUAUAAUUUUGAACUGGGACAUAAUACAAAUGAGGAAGGAAGAAAUAUCAAUUUGGCCUUAAAGGGCUCUGCUAGCAAAAGCACUACCCAGUGUUCAUUUGAAAAAUCUUGUUCCGGGGAUCUGAAUUUCAAAAAUGAACUUUAGGGGAGAUCAAAAUCCAUUUUAAACAAAGAUCAAUUAAGAGCCAAAGUGAAAUUGAACUCAAAAACAACAAAUUGAAGGCUUGCAGCAGACUUAAGAAGUUUCCGCUGGCUCUGGGGUAAAGUAUAAAAAUGGACCUGAGUACCCUCUUGAGGGAUGAUCAAGCAUGGAGACAGUUGGAAGUGUGCUCAUUAAGAUUCAAAACAGCGGAAAUCCAUUUUUGGAGCAGAUCAUAACCUGUGGCCAAAAAAAAAAGUGUACUGCUUGACAACUAAUGGCCAUUUAUACAAUCGCUGGAGGCUGGUAUCCCUGAUGUGUUGCCACCAUUAUCAUUGCAACCAAAAAAAUUCUGAAGGGUGUUUGAUGAUCUACAAAGGAGAUAAUUAUUAUUAUUUAAACCCAAGUGAAACAAUGAUGGCAGCAGUGUAUUAUCAAGAAAUUUAAAUUAUGCAUGAAAAAUGUGAUUUAAAAACAAUGUCCUUUGGUUAGCACAAGAAGCUACAGUUUUACAGACAAGGUCUCAACCUCACAUGUCACAAGCCACUGAAGCAAAGUUAAGUGACUUGGGCUAUGAAAUUUUGUCAUGUCCUUUUUAGUCACUGGACCUUUAUCCAAUAGACUACUAUCUUUAUCGUUUGGAGCUUUUUCUAAGAAACAACGCAUCCCCCAAUUGAGUUGCAGUAACUAGAAGAUGUGAACAAUUUUUAUGGUCUAACCAAUGAUGAAUUUUAUAAAACUUAAACCUUUAAUAUUCUGUUGGAAGAAAACUGUGCUCCUGAUGCAUAUUUUGAUUGAAUAAAAGUUAUUUUUUUAACUACAGUGUUUUAAUUUUGACCUACA
Messenger RNA from Saimiri boliviensis boliviensis (Bolivian squirrel monkey), 3087 nucleotides. It is a transcript of the gene PYGO1, whose product is annotated as pygopus family PHD finger 1. Lineage: Eukaryota; Metazoa; Chordata; Mammalia; Primates; Cebidae. Gene Ontology annotation, biological process: kidney development; spermatid nucleus differentiation. The record is from RefSeq and is a predicted model, not a curated record.